GUAUUUUAUAUCACUGUACCAUAGUAACUAGAGACACAACAAAGAACCACUAAUAGCAAGCAAGAUGUCCUGAGAUUUUGUUCAUUGCUUAUAGACUAUAGAGAUUAGGUUGCAUGCCCUAAAAUGGUGAGCAGCCGGGGGAUUUGGUGUGCCGGGCUAGGUUUGACAUCCCUGCUGCUGCUGCUCUACCUCCAUCUUGCCACGGAGCUCAGCAACCUCCAUACUGUGCUCAGACUUGCUGGUGCUCCGGUACACACAAGCUUUUUACAUGGGUCUCUGGGUCUAGGUGGGUCAGGCCAGGUUGGCAGCAAGACCCUAGACCUUGAGGAGCUGGUGAUCAUCUACAACAGAGUUCCUAAGACAGGCUCCACGUCCCUUAUAGGACUUGCUUAUGACUUGUGCUCCAUCAAUGGCUUCAAUGUCAUCCACAUCAACACGUCAAGGAAUUCGCCCACACUCUCCUUGUCUGACCAGAUGAAGUUUGUGUACAACGUCUCAAACUGGUCCGAGAAGAAGCCUGGCGUCUACCAUGGCCAUCUUGCCUACAUCGACUUUGCUAGGUUCGGGGUGUCACGUGUUCCCGUGUACAUAAAUGUGGUGCGGGCGCCGCUGGACCGCCUCGUGUCGUACUUUUACUUCCUGCGCUACGGCGACGACCUCAGACCCAACCUCGUCAGGAAGCGCCAGGGUGACAAGAUGACGCUGGACGAGUGCGUGCUGAAGCAGCACGUUGACUGCAGCGCCUCCAGGCUGUGGAUCCAAGUACCCUUCUUCUGCGGUCAGCACGCCGAGUGCUGGGUGCCGGGGUCGGAGUGGGCGCUGCAGCAGGCUAAGCACAACCUGGUUGCCCACUACCUGCUGGUGGGCAUCACGGAGGAGAUGGAGAGCUUCGUCGCCCUCCUCGAGGGCGCUCUGCCGCGGGUCUUCCACGGCGCUCUCCAGCUGUAUCAGCGAGGUAACAAGUCUCACCUCCGCCGCACCGUCAGGAAGGUGAUGCCCUCUGAGGACACUAUCGCCAGGCUGCAGAACACCAAGGUGUGGCGGCUGGAGAACGACUUCUACCACUUCGCGGCCGAACAGUUCCACUUCACAGCUCGCAAGGGCCUAACGCUCGACGCCGGCCGUCUCGCCCUCAAGCGCAAUAACUUCAACUACGAGAAGAUCAAACCCAAGCCAAACUGACGUCCCACACUGUGCGCGGCUUGUCAAAAUGUGGCAUACCAUGACACUGUGGUGCGGCUUGUGGAAAUGUUGCGCACCAAGCCACAGUGGGUCGCAGCUUGUCGCAAUUUGGGGCAGCUUGUCACAAAAUGGCGCAGCUUUUCGCAUUGAGGCGAAUUUUAUCGCAGUGCAAUUUACUUGCCACAAGUCACAUGCCACUAUGUCGCAAAAUGUCGCACUAUGCGGAUAUUUCGAACGCUACGUCACCACAUCCCUUCCGCCUCCUGCCUUCCCUAGUACUUAGCUCGCCUCAUUAUCUCGAUCAAUUCCCAUUUCGCUCUUUUCUCUUCUUUUCCUUAUCACCUCUCUUUCCCUGCAUCACUUAACUUUUCUCGUCUAUUAAAUUUCCUUCAUCACUCCUCUGUUUUUCUUAUCCCUUAUCUUCUACCACUUCACUUACCUUUUUCCUCAUCACAUAACUUUCUUCUCAUCACUUCCCUUUUCUCUCAUCACUAUUUGUUUCCCUCAGCAAUUUCACAUACCCUUGGCAAUUUCCUUUCCUAUCAUCACUUUUUAUCACUCCCUCUCAUCCUUUAGCUUUAAGCUGCAGUUCACCAAAGAAUCUUGCCUUCUGUUGACUAUUCUUAGCGAGGAAACACGGUAUGUGUGCAUCCACUGUCUGUUGAUCCUACCCAUUAUUGGGCUCAGUGUCUAGCACAGAACAAUCUUAAGUAGGUAGCAUUAUGGAAGGUCAAGUCCAUGUAAACUAUUUACCUUAGCUAGCAAGAAACCAUGGCAAUCUCUUUAACUUGUAUGAUGUUUAGAGCUUUAAUUAGCAUGCGGGUAGCCUGUUCAAUUGCUGUUAUAGCAAAGAGUUCGAUAAUCUCAUUUCGUGUUCAGUGUGGUCCUCCCCCCCCCCUACUUAAAGCGUUUUUCCACGCUUUAGGGUUGUUUUCUGUACUCUUUAAGGUCUUUUUCUCUGUGCUUAAUAAUCGUUUCCUCCGCGCUUUAGGAUUGUCAGUGCAGUUAAAAAUUGCUUUUUCUUCGUUGCAGGUCAGUGUUUCUAUGAGUUUCAUGGUCAUUUAUUCUAAUUUUGAAAAACGCGUUCAGUGCAUUGAGAUAGGCUUUCUCGACAAUUUAGAGGCCUUUUUUUGCUUUCGAUGCGGCUUUUUGUACGGUUUCUGAACGUUUUCUAUACGCUAAGUGAAUGUUUUCAACAUUUGUUUAUCUCAAUGUUUCAUCAUAGCUAUUUGGAAUCUGUCAUAGUCCUCCCUAAAUUCGAAUAUUCUUGCUGAAUUUUCCAUAGUUCUUCAUAUUCCUGAAGUUCAAAUGCUGUUUAUUUGUUGUAAUAUUUUAUGUUGGUUUUAGAAUUGUUUGUUGUGUGUUUAAAAUGCUUAUUAGCCAUGCCGCGCCCACCCCACGGAUGCUUUCUAACUUUUUUGAACCUUUUUGACUUUGAUGUUUUAUAAUAGCUUUUUAUAUUCUGUUUUACUGUUUCUGUUAUUUGUUUGAGCGUUUUCUGAUCGUUUUAAGUUUUCUGUUUGCCUUGUGAUUGUCUUCUGUGUUUUAUUGUGUUUUUUGCUGGUCUUCUGUUAAUAUUCGCCCUAUUUCCCGUGAUAUUUACCUCGUCUUCUCCUGAUAUUUGCCCGGCAUUGAUAUUUCACCUGCGUUGUGUAGGGGGCGCGGUGUUGGGGGUAACGCUAUGUUGUAACGGCGCCACCCUCCUCCCAAUGGUCGCCGUCCAUCAUGUGUCCACGUAUUACCUUAUUAGUGAACAUCAUAAUCGUGUUACUAAUAGCCAGAUGACGCUGGCUUUAUAAACCGGGAGAUUUCAGGAAAUCUCUUCAUUAGUUGAUACGAAUAGUUUAAAUUAAACCAUAAUUGUUUAAUCAUGUAAAUUUAUUUUUAAGGUAUUGACUGUUGGUAAAUGCGAUGUAUUUGUUUCUACCCUUUAGCUAUUAAGUCUUUAAUGCUGCAGGAUUGACCUGGAGCGGCAUCGCUGGCUGCAUUCCAUGAAGUUAGUGACUGAUAGUUCAGCACGAGCAGUUUAAGUGGUGUUGUAGGGGCACUAGUAUCGAGCUAUUAGUACUGAUAGUAACGUUAGUUGUAGUGCCACUAGUGGCAGCGCUGCAACACCACGAUGUGUUGUGGCAUUCGCACGCUGGUCCUGCCUGUUCCUCACCUAGUACGGAACAGCAGAAGUCACAUGGUGUGAAGGUGUUUAAAUCUUCAUUGGGAUCCAUGAAGCGACGGAAGUGGGGCUCUCACGAUCCAUUAACUUUUAUCAUGAGUGGGUGGGUAUGAUGCUCGUUGUCUUUACUAUACGAAGAAAACCCUUGCGGGUUCAAGUUUCUGCUCCUCGUCUCCUUGCUGAGCUUGUUGGUGGCGAAGAGAGUUUAUGUCUCCAUGAAAACUAAGCUGAAGUUUGCUUGCAUGAAGUCAGCAUGAUGCCUUCUUUAGGCCUUAAUCCUGCCUUGCGCUCCACUGCAGGUAAUCGUCGUAUGGUCCCACUCCUGCGACAAUUGCGCCUUCAGAUCUGUGCGCAUUUUGGUGAGAAUUACAAGCAUUCGAUAUCUGAAGAAUGUGUAUAGUGUUUUUCACCUGUGUAAUUGUGUAUGAAUUAAAUGUAGAGUGUGUGUACCAGCCGUAUUGCGUGUGUGAAUGAGCUGUGUAAUGCAUGUGGAUGGGAUCUAGCGUGUGUAUAAUAUGUAUAACGUACGUGGAUCAAUAGUUUAGUGUAUUUGCAUCGGCUGUGUAGUGUAGUGUGUGGAUGAGCCAGGUGCGUAUAUGUAUCAGCUGUGUAUACCUGCCAUGUUUUAAUUAGCGAGGCAAUCCUACAGCACCUAUAGUAAUUUUAUUUGCUAUUAAAAGUUAAAUUUAUUA
Molecule: messenger RNA, 4044 nt
Organism: Hyalella azteca
Lineage: Eukaryota; Metazoa; Arthropoda; Malacostraca; Amphipoda; Hyalellidae
Gene: Hs2st
Product: heparan sulfate 2-O-sulfotransferase 1
Exons: 8
Coding region: 124-1182 (352 amino acids)
Cellular component (GO): membrane
Molecular function (GO): heparan sulfate 2-sulfotransferase activity
Source: RefSeq, a predicted model, not a curated record